This is a messenger RNA of Rhodotorula graminis WP1, 492 nucleotides long. RefSeq lists its product as uncharacterized. The record is from RefSeq and is a predicted model, not a curated record. Gene Ontology annotation, cellular component: Shu complex. Bases 1 to 492 code for a protein of 163 amino acids. The transcript has 2 exons. Gene Ontology annotation, biological process: double-strand break repair via homologous recombination. NCBI's taxonomy places the organism in Eukaryota, Fungi, Basidiomycota, Microbotryomycetes, Sporidiobolales, Sporidiobolaceae. Gene Ontology annotation, molecular function: zinc ion binding.
AUGGCAACCACCUCGGCACACGCCCACCUCCUCGACGGCGCCCUCGCGGCCCUCGGCCCCCCUCCUCCUCCUCUCCUCGACUCGACGCACCUCUCGACCCUCGCGCUCAUCGUCGGCCCGACCAUGCUCCUCGACGCCCUCGACCUCGUCGACAAGCGCUCCGUCGCCCGCAUCCACACCCCGUCCGGCGCAACACUCUACCAGGUCGCCGCCUCGUCGCACUCGGCCGCUCCUGGCGGCAGCUACACCCUGUACCUCGACGUCCCGCGAGGCGGCUACUGCCCGUGCCCCUUCUUCUCGUCGGCCGUCCUCGCCCCUGCACCCACCGCCCUCAUCUGCAAGCACCUCCUCGCGUGCCGCAUCGCCGACCGCCUCGACGCCUGGCACGACAAGCGCGUCGGCCUCAAGUGGGUCGCUGGGUUCGCGACCCGGUUUGGCGCAGCGGUGCCGGCGGGCGGGACGGCGGCUGCUGCUGGCGGCGGCGGCGGGUGA